GCAAGAGCGUGUGCUCAGAGGCUGCCUCUCAAUGGGAGGAGGAUGCAGAUGGAGAAAGCGAGAGAGAGAGAGAGAGAGAGAAAGCGAGAACGCGAAAGGGGAGAUUCUACAGCAGUAAAUGAAGGAUUGCUCCUUAUGUGCCUGUAAACGCGAAAAGCCAAAUCUAUUCUGUGUCAGUGCCAGGGUCUCCUCAAGGGAAGCCAGUGAUAUUUCAAAGGUGGAAAUGGCAAGGCUCUAAAUGUGUUGUUUCUGACUGGCUCAGCUGUCAGCUUUCAGUCACUGUGCCCAACGCUGUUGGUUGUCCUCAGACAAAGUGAAGAAAAGGAAGGAAGAGUAGUGUGACGAGUCAAAGGAGUUUGGGAGUCUCAACCUAAAUCAAGGACGGAGUUGGAUGGGGAUUCCACAUCAGCCUCAAGAUGGAUGGAUUUAAAACAACGUGUUAGAAUACUUAGCAGAUGUGUCCUGUCAUGUCCUGGCUGCUGUGCCUGGUCCUCUGGGUCAGUGGGAGGUCCAUCCAGCUGUGCCAGGCCACCUUUUAUGAGACCAUACAGCUACAGCAGCACCAUGUGACACGGCCUGGAAGGACCUCCAUUCACGUGAUUGAGGGAGGAACAUGUGAGGUGAUUGCUGCUCACAGAUGCUGUAAUAAGAACAAGAUUGAAGAGCGGUCCCAGACAGUCAAGUGUUCCUGUCUACCAGGGAAGGUGGCAGGGACUACCAGGAACAGACCCUCCUGUGUUGACGCAUCCAUAGUGAUUGGGAAGUGGUGGUGCGAGAUGGAGCCCUGCCUGGAGGGAGAGGAGUGCAAGACGCUGCCUGACAACUCAGGCUGGAUGUGUUACGCUGGGAACAAGAUCAAAACCACCCGGAACACCCAACAGCCUGCAAGCGAAGAAUACCUCGAACUUUAGACGGACCAACUGCAGAGAUCAAUCCAAGGACCCAACAAAGACAUUCAGUUUGCUUUCCUGGAUGUGUGAAUUCUCAAAAAAAACUGCUGCUCAAGGGUACUGGGAAUGGUGCAGUUCAAGGAUACCAAUGGGGGACCUUAUUGAAUUCUGAAUUUUGUUCUUUGAGGAAACACUGCUUUUGGAUGUACAGCACAUCUGUUGUCAGAAAACUCAGACAGACUCUGCGAGAUGGGCAGACAUUUCUGGGUUACCUUUAGCAAGUACUUGCAGUGGGGAGUCAGGAUUCUGUAUAUACCAUGUUUCAGUGUCUUCAUGUUAACAAGAACAUUGUCUACAGUAUGAUGGUGGUGAGAUGUAAAUGAUUCCAAACCCUGAUCUGUUCUGUUCUUGUCCAUGUGUUCUAGGUUUCAGACCACAGCCAAAAGUCAAAUAUUUCUCAGACAUUCAAUAACCUAUAGGUUUUACAUCACGUGAGGAUGCAACUGUACAUUGGUUGUUAAAAGGAAUAAUUUGACCAAUAUAACAACACAUAAUUUUGUUAUGGAAAAAAACGUUUUUGUAUUUGAAUGCAUUCAGUCAACUCAGUUGCUUCGUCAUCCCUCUUAGAAAUAACAACACUUAUAGUCCAGUUAUCCUUCAAAAGGUUGAUUGCUCACCAAAAAUACAGUAUGCUUGUUUUGUUUUUUACUCCUUUAGAUGCCUUAUGUGUGUCUUCUUCAACAACAUAUUAAAAGUCUACCAUUGCUCUGUG
This is a messenger RNA of Oncorhynchus nerka (sockeye salmon), 1662 nucleotides long. RefSeq names its product chemokine-like protein TAFA-1. Gene Ontology annotation, biological process: neuroblast differentiation; regulation of neuroblast proliferation. Lineage: Eukaryota; Metazoa; Chordata; Actinopteri; Salmoniformes; Salmonidae. The record is from RefSeq and is a predicted model, not a curated record. The coding region runs from base 456 to 911 and encodes 151 amino acids. The transcript has 6 exons. Gene Ontology annotation, molecular function: receptor ligand activity.